UGACGUAAAGGCAGGGCGAGUCCACAAUGCAGAGCAAGUGAACGAAUUGCGGAGAUCGCCGUGUAUCAAAACACUGAUCUGCAUAGGCUAGUUACUUUAAAAUCAUGGAGCAUAUCGGUGACUGAAACAUUCAAACCUUUUAGACUGAAGCAGAGCCUGGAUUACUGGAAAGUACUGUACCUGCAACAUAAACUGGUUGUGUAAAGUGUAAUCCUAUUGGUCACUGAAGCUGGUCGGCAAGAUGGCGGGAAGAGAGCGCAGUCCACGCCACAGGCCAUGGUCUGUGUACCGAGCCAACACCUUUGACUUGUCAUCUGAGAUGAUGGGUUUAGCGCUAACAGGAAACAGUCAGGAUCCUGAUGAGCCAGUGCUUGAGUUCAGUCUGGCAUGCAGUGAGCUAAUCACUCCAUCACUGGACCGUAAGCCCAGUAGCUUUGUAGCAGUGAGUUGCACCACCCCUCCACAGGCAUUUUGGACCAAACAUGCACAGACUGAAAUUAUAGAGGGCACCAGCAAUCCAAUCUUCUUGAGCAGCAUUGCCUUCUUCCAAGACUCUCUGAUUACCCAGCAGACUCAAAUCAAACUGUCUGUCUACGAUGUGAAGGACCGCUCACAGGGGACUAUGUACCUGCUCGGUUCGGCUAUGUUUACAGUAAAAGAGCUGCUUCAAGACAAACACCACAGGCUACACCUCACACUGCGAUCAGCAGAGAGUGAGCGGAUGGGUAACAUCACCAUCAUCGCAUGGCAGAUGGAGGAGAGGAGAGACCAGCGAGCUCCUCUGGCACGUUCUGACACAGUGAACGGGAGGAUGGUGUUACCGGUGGAUGAAAGUCUGACCGAAUCUAUGGGAGUAAAAGCUAAAUCUGCCUCCUUAUGUAAAGACAGUCUUUUAAAGGCAGUGUUUGGAGGCACUAUUUCACGGAUGUACCGAUUUCCCACUACGGAUGGAAAUCAUCUGCGUGUGCUGGAGCAGAUGGCAGAGAGCGUGCUUUCCCUGCACAUACCAAGACAGUUCGCCAAACUACUGCUGGAGGAAGAUGCUGCCAGGGUUUGUGAGCUAGAGGAGUUGGGCGAGUUGUCCCCCUGCUGGGAGAAUCUGAGGAGACAGAUCAUCACUCAGUACCAGACUAUCAUCCUCACCUAUCAGGAGACUCUCAGUAAUCUACACGAAUACAAGGGUCCUUCCUUCAAAUCUAGCUCUCUAAAAGGAGAGAAAAAACUAGAGUUCAUGCCUACAAACCUCCACGUUCAGAGGAUGAGAGUGCAUGGCGAGUCUGGCUACGAUCGCACAUAUGACGUGGUGACCACAGGGGCUCCUGCGGCGCAUCAUCAGGGCUUUAAGGGCAGUGGACUGAGGAAACUCAUUCAGAAAUUUGAGGAAGCCAAAAAGCAUGCGAAUGAGGGUGAAGGUGCUGGUGAGUCAGCUCCACACUCAAUGCGAUACCAGCCACAGGAUGUGGUGAAAGCUAAAGAAAUCAUUUCCCAUAUCAACACUCUAAAGACGCAGGUCAGUUACUACACCGAGCGGCUGUCCCGCGCUGCCAAAGAACGCUCAACCAAUGCACUGGAGAGGACGCUCGCUAUCCUGACUGAAAAGACGCGGCAGCUGGUGACAGUGUGUGACAGUAAGCUGCUAACUACAGCAAUCCAGGCACUGAGUGCUGCGCGCCCAGAGUUCAUCGCAUCCAGAGGCUCUCCGUCCACCCAUGACACGGAGCGUGUGGUCCUGAGGAACGAUCAAGGCUCUCCACAGGCCAAAUGGAGCGGGAAGGGGAACAGAGCAUCCAUGAAUUUAAACUGGCAGGAGGAGGAGUGGGAAAAGAUCUGGCAAAAUGUGGAUAAGAGUCUGGAGUGUGUGAUCCGCUGUGUGGACAGACUGCUGACGAGAGAACGGUUGCAGAGCGACAGCAGUGAAGACGUCUUCUUGUCUGACCAACAGGCCGACAAUAGCAAGAGAGGUAGCCAGGGCAAUGCAUUCUGGAUCAACCCUGGUGACAGGCUCUUCUCCCUUUGCUCCUCCACCGCCCUGACCUCAUCACAACCUCUUUCUGAUCAGUCUUCCUCACCAUCCUCAUCACCCUUACUGAACCCUGCAUGUCCAUCCAGUCCUUACACUCACUCCUAUAGUCCCAGUGUUGAGGGGUCCUCUCCUGGUGAAUGGAGUGAUGCUCUGUAUCCCCUCCUUACCACUCUGAACGAGUGUGUAGCCAUGAUGAGCGACAAAGCCAAGAAGUCCAUGGUGUUUCUACUAAUGCAAGACGGCGCUCCCACUAUCGCCAUGAGUUUGUCACUACAGUACCGCAGAGAUGUGGUGUUCUGUCAGACACUGACAGCAUUGAUCUGUGGAUUUGUGAUAAAGCUGAGGAACUGUCUAAGUGACAGUGGCUUCCUCAGACAACUCCACACUAUUGGCUUAUUGGUCCAGUUUGAGGGUCUCCUGAGCACCUAUGGGGAGGAACUCUCCAUGCUGGAAGACAUGAGCGUAGGCGUCAUGGACCUUCGGAAUGUCACCUUUAAAGUUACACAGGCAACCUCCAGCUUCAGCCCCGAUAUGCUGCCUGUCAUCACGGGCAACAGAGAUGGGUUUAACGUGCGUGUUCCGUUACCGGGGGUGAUGUUUGAUGCGUUGCCACGGGAGAUCCAAAAUGGGAUGCUGUUGCGUGUUCAACCGGUGUUGUUCAAUGUAGGAAUCAAUGAGCAACAAACGCUAGCGGAAAAGUUUGGAGACACUUCGCUGCAGGAAGUAGUGAAUAUGGAGAGUCUAGCUCGUCUUACAUCCUAUUAUGACCAGUUUAAAGAAGUGCUGCCUGAAGACUGUCUCCCCCGCUCCCGCAGUCAAAACUGUGUGCCUGAGCUACUCAAAUUCCUGAGUCAAAAUGUCAAUGCCAGGAAGAGCAAGAAUGUGGACAUCCUGUUGCAGGCAGCAGAGGUUUGUCGGCGUCUGAAUGGUGUGCGCGUGACCAGCUGCAAGAGUGCAAAGGAUCGCACGGCCAUGUCGGUGACCCUGGAGCAAUGUCAUAUCCUCCAGCAGGAGCACUGCAUGGCCCCACAGGUCUUCACCCAGGCCUUGGAUUGUAUGCGCAGCGAGGGCUGCCGGCGAGAAAACACCAUGAAAAACGUAGGCAGUCGCAAAUAUGCCUUCAACUCCCUCCAGCUGAAGACUUUCCCUAGGCAGUACAGACCACCAGAGGGCACCUAUGGGAAAGUGGAGACUUGAGCUGACAAGCAGUCCGCUGUUCUAGCCCGCUGGGACUAGAGCUGCAUGUUUCUCCUUGUUUGCUUUACUUUAUUACCACAUAUCUGAUGGAAAAGUUCGAUUAUGCACAGUCAUGCUCUGGUUAUCAUCCAGAUGAUAUUGUUAAUAUUUUCAGAUCCCCGAACCAAUUCUAUGAACCGUGGCUCUGAGAAGAAAGGAGAUAGGGGAAUAAAAUCACCUGAAAGUAUAAGAGUAGCUUGCUUGGUUGUUGCACUGAAUGCAGGUAAGAAGGCCUGUUAGAAUUUAAAUUACUUUUUAAAAAUAAGACCUUGAUUUCAUUUAUCAGAGCAGUUCCCAAAUAAUCCCAAAUUCAUUCCAUCUGUGUUUAGUCAAUCAUUUCCAGCACCACACUUGGUCUUUGUAUUAAAAUGCAAAGGUUGAAACCAUCAGCACUGAAGUAAAGUUGUGUUUUAUAAUACUUUAGAUUGUAUUCAAAGUUCAGUAGGUUAUAGGUAAUGUGUAUGUGCUGUGGUAUAGUAGACGAUUUGUUCCCAAAGCCAGUUUUAACAUUUAUAAGGGUAAGUCAGGUUAAGUUAGAGAAUCAGUAUAUAGACCCCAUUGUUAAUCAUCACUUCAUUUCAAGUAUACCCAAAACUAGCUGCCUUAAGAGAGUCCACCAUUGCAUUUGUUUAGAUAAAUAUGUAGAUAUUUCGAAAUCUGUGUAUGACUAUUUGUGACGUGGCAGAUUGUUUUAUUUAUUUACCGUAAGACUCUCUCUUUACGAAAGUGUUAGUGCUUUAAUGCAGGCCUUCGCUCUCCUGACUUGCAUUGUACGGGUUGUAGAGUUUAAGAGGACAUGCUUCCUCCUACUGUUGCCAAGCACAGCUAGUCUCUGUACAGUGAGCAAUGCAUACAGUGUGAAUAUACAUUCUUUGUAAGGAAAUAUGUGAGAAGACACUAUUGAUAUGUUCAUUGACUGUCUGUAUGUUUUCAUAGUUCAAAGUUUCUUUGUUGGACGUUUCUAUUGGUUGAUAUGAAUGUCUGUACUGAUCUAAUAAGGAGCAACUGGUCCUACAAUGUGAAGAAUAUUUCUUGAGGUUUUUUGUUUUCUAAAGCAGAGGGAUGCAUUUACACUAUUUAUUUUAUUGUAAUAGUUAUAAGAAAACCGUAAUGUUGCAUUACUGAACAUAUUAAAAUACUCAAUAUGUACCACAGUGAGAAAUCAUCAGCCUUUGUAUCUGCACAAAUAAAUGCACAAAUGGACUGUAAGUUCCUGGUUUGUAUAUUGCAAGAUUGAACUUCUGAAAGCUUAAAUUUGCAAUUUGGGAGACAAGAGCAUGUGUCUUUCUUAACCUCUGCUAAAAACGUUAUUUAGAUUUGAACCAGACGCACUGCAUGGAAGGUAGGCUACUAGUGUUAUUUCAGAUUAUACUUAAUUGCUAUUUUUAAUAAAUAUAUAUUUAAUUAUUUGACCACUUUAAUCAUUUAAUUUAAUAUGUUUCUUUCUUCACUACUGUGAGUGCAAAAGCACUGCUAUGUUGUCAGAGAAUGCCUUUCUAUUGGUCUUUCAGUGUUUUUUUUUUUUUGUUAUUAUUAUUAUUUUUUUGUAUGUAUGCAUGUAUGUUCAAAUACCUUGCUGUACAAAAUGCCACUUUCUUUCCCCAAACUACAGCUUUAAAAUUAAAAUAACAUACCAGCGUAAA
This is a messenger RNA of Pimephales promelas (fathead minnow), 4902 nucleotides long. RefSeq names its product inositol polyphosphate-4-phosphatase type I Aa (gene inpp4aa). Gene Ontology annotation, cellular component: cytoplasm. The record is from RefSeq and is a predicted model, not a curated record. NCBI's taxonomy places the organism in Eukaryota, Metazoa, Chordata, Actinopteri, Cypriniformes, Leuciscidae. Gene Ontology annotation, molecular function: phosphatidylinositol-3,4-bisphosphate 4-phosphatase activity.